Thunnus maccoyii (southern bluefin tuna) is the source of this 2124-nucleotide messenger RNA. RefSeq names its product coiled-coil domain-containing protein 177. Lineage: Eukaryota; Metazoa; Chordata; Actinopteri; Scombriformes; Scombridae. The transcript is spliced from 2 exons. The record is from RefSeq and is a predicted model, not a curated record. The coding region runs from base 240 to 1925 and encodes 561 amino acids.
GUUUAUCCAAUCUAGCACCAGCUCCGUCCAUCACGCCCAGCUGUUUUUAUGUUUUCUUUAGAGCGGGACCAGUUUAAAGUGCCAUUCACUGUAUGGUUACAGCUAAAGUAGAUGAGUCAGAUCACAUGGACCAGCUAAUCCCUUCUUGACCUCGCCGUGCUUGAGAGCAGGCAGAAUGAACAGGCGCAGGAGCUACUUUGUGCAUGUUUGCAUCCAGGUAGUGUAACUCUUAUUUCCUCAUGGGGGAGUUGAGGUCCACCUCACCUUCGCCUCGUUUGGACCUGAACAACUUUGACUCGGCUGAAGCGGAGAGAAGUCGCUAUGUUUUAACGAGCCCCCGCUCGUUGCAGUCCUGCGCACGAGUCGGUAUCAAACCUGUUGAACUUCUAAUUAAAUCGCUAAACGAGCUGAUUGCUGAGCAGCAUGACGCGCCCUUCGAGGCGGUGAAAGUUAUGCAUGAAUCCUACGAAAAGGAGAGAAGGAAGGUUUUACAAAUGUGCCGAGAUGAGAGGGAGAGGAUUAUCCGGGCGGCCGGGGACAGGUGGCCAGACAGUAAGAAAGGCCUGGGAACGGUGCCUGACACCAAACUGAAGAAUGACCCUGCUGUGCGUGAGUCUAUUCCAUAUGCAGAUCUGUGUCUUAAAGGCAAAUCUGUGAGCAGGUCCUCCUGUCCUGGUCAAAGAGACCCGGACAGGUGCACAGUCUGCAGCUUCAGAGACCUCAGACACUCCCCAGCUACUGAGAUGAAACUGGAGAGGCUCACCAAUGACAUCAAAAAGAAGAUGUGUGUCACAAUACCAGAGAGAGACCGCAAGAUCGCAGCUCUCAUGCUGGUGAAGCACCAGGAGGAGCAGGACCGUGUAAAGCUCUGUCAGCAGGAGGAACAGGAGCGACAGGAGGCCCGCAGGCAGGAGGAGGCCCAGCGGGCUGAGGCAGAGAAAAAAAGGAGGAAGAGGCUUAAGCAGAGCAUGCAGCACUGGCAUGAGGAGCUGGAGGCCCGCAGGAGGCUGAGAGAGCGUCAGGAAAUAGAGAAAGCAGGACAACUCGAGCAGGAGGUGCUGCUGCAGGAGGACCGCUGGAGGAGGCUGAAGGAGGAGGUGGAGGCACAGCGCAGAGAGAAGAUGGAGGCUGCUCAGAAAGAGGCAGAGGCACGCAAAUGCUACCAGGAGAUGCUGCUGAGAGGCAAAAAGGAGGUGGAGAAAAGGGAGCAGGAGAGGGAGAGACAGGUAGCAGUGGAGAAGGAGCAGAAGGCCAGGAGGAGCAAAGUGCUGCAGGAGAAGAAGGAGAGGAGGAGGCUGCAGGAGGGGAAUCGUAAGGAGCUGCUACGACACAUCCUCCUGAAACGGCAGGUGGAGCAACAGGCUCAGGAGGAGGAAGCACAUAAGAGGAGCACACUUGAGAGGAAGCUGCAGCUCUCCAGCGAGAAACAUGCCCAGGCUGUAGGGGCUCGGCUGAGGGAGCUGCAGGAGCGGGCAGCACAGGAGGAGAAGCAGAUUCAGAGAGCGCAGCUGAGGGCCGAGCUGCAGAGCGUCCAGCAGCUCACCCACAAACAGCUCCUGGUCCAACUGAGCCAGCGUCGCAUUGAGAGAGCCGCCCAGCACGCCUCGGCCCAGCGAAGGGAGAGAGCUCAGCAAACACAUCAGCACAACAAACACAGGCAGCUCUGCCACCUGAGGCUCAGAGAGAAGAUGCAGAGAGAGGAGGAGGCAGUGAGAACGGUCAGAGAGAGCUACAUCACCAUGAAGGAGUGGAGGAGGGAGAGGCUGCGGAGACAGCGAGAACAUAUCCAGGAGGAGGCGCACAAGCUGGCUCGGGCCUCCUUUCAAAUGAGGGAGAGAGUGAGGCAGCAGACACAGAGUCGCACCUUUGAUCAGAUGGCUCUGGAAGCUCAGCUGACUGCUUCCAUUACUCGCAUGAAACUAUGAAAGAAAUGAUUAACUCCCAUCCUGACAUAAGAGAGAGUUGCCCACAUCAGCUCCUUCCUUGCAAUGCUUCAGUACAGUUCAGGUAUUAAUGAGUGACUCAUGCAGAGCUACUUAGAAUAGACGCUGCAGUAAGACUAAAUUCAGAGAUAUGAAAAGAAUACAGAAAAACAAAUCCCCCUAUUGGAAAGCUAACAAUACA